AUGUGGGUGCGGCAGGACCAGGCGAUCCUCUCUGCCAUCCAGGGCUCUCUCGGCGACGGGGUCGCAGGUCUCUGCCUCUUCGCUGCCACCUCCAUGGAUGCCUGGACGACCCUGGAGCACGCCUUUUCCCAGGUCUCUACCUCCCGCUCGAUGGCUCUUCGCAGCGAGCUCGUCGACAUUAAGAAGCUGGACUCCUCCGCCACGACCUACUUCAACAAGGUGAAGGUGCUGGCGGACACACUCACCUCUAUUGGUCGGCCGCUCAGUGAUGAGGAGUUUGCUGGCUUUGUCAUCAAAGGCCUCGACGCCGACUACGACAAUCUCGCCAAGGCUGUUCACAACGCCAAGCCAGCGAUGCCACCACACGAGCUUGAUACGUCUCCAACUGCUCAAGAGGUAGCAGAGCUCUACUCACGACUUCUCUUCACCGAGCAGCGCAUCGAGGCUCGUCGCUCCUCCGCCACCAUCACCUCACAGCCGGCGGCCUUCUGGGCUUCUCACAGCCAGCGUCCCCCUGCCCCUUCACCUGGGAAGCCCGCCCCGCCCCCUGCAUCGACCCUGGGUGGGGGCCCUAACACUCGGGUGGUAUGCCAGCUAUGUGGUCGUGAACACCAUGUUGCCUCCAAGUGUCACCGCCACUUUCAGAGGAGCUUUCUGGGCAUCGGCAACGACGGCAAGGGCAACGAGAGCCAAUUUGCGAUGGCAGACUUCGGUCCCCCCGCCGCCGCCCCGGCUGCCCACAUCGCCGCCGCCCCGGCUGCCCGCAUCGCCGCCAAGGGCAAGGACCCGCACGUCGACCAGGGGUACAUGCCGUCCUAUCCUGUUGAUCCAGCCUGGUGA
Messenger RNA from Aegilops tauschii subsp. strangulata, 840 nucleotides. The record is from RefSeq and is a predicted model, not a curated record. NCBI's taxonomy places the organism in Eukaryota, Viridiplantae, Streptophyta, Magnoliopsida, Poales, Poaceae.